GAACGGAUCCGUGGCGACCGUGGGAGAGACAGUCUGCCUCCUUGAUCUUGGACUGCAGACGCGCUCGCAGUGUAGAGAAUUUUUUGUCACUAGGAUCCAUACCUGAAAAAGUCAUGAACGCUAAAAUGUAGAACCUUAAAUAUGUUUGUGGGUAAAUAUAUGUGAUUUGAUGUAACUGGCUACUGGUUCCUACCUCCAUCCAACACCACAAAGGGUUGGAUGUUGCAAGCCGCUAAGGCUGAGAAAAACUGGUGAAGCAGAGUGGAGAAGGCAUCAUAGUCGCCCCCGUGCUGCUGGUCCAAGCUAUGGUUAAAGUAAAGGCGAAAAUACAGACUGCAGCCAUCGAUGAUCAAGACGCUGUCUCUCAACUUUACGUCCUGGAAGAACUGUGUGUUCCCCUCCACGUAGGUGGUUAGGCCAUGCACGCCCAUGUGAUCACCCGUUCUAGAAACAUAAAAUAGGAACAGUUAUUAUUAGCAGUGGUGCACAUGGGCACUAGGUAUUUGGCUUCCCUUGCAGGACCGCAACGUUAGAGCACACCAUGCUCCGUUUUAUAGCAUGUGUGCCCCCAUGAUUCUUCCUAACGCGACAAAAGAUGGGUGCAGCGAUAAAUGGGGAAGUAGAUCUACUGACCUGGAAAAUACCCUUUCCCCUGACUUGAAAUGGAAAAUCUACCACAUGUAAUAUCAUGGGCGGAAACUUGCAGACACACGAUCUCAAAGUACAUUACUGCAUGUUUAUAAUUGAAUAGUUUAGCGUAUGAUAGGAGAAAAUAUAGUAGUAUAAAUCAGCUACUCUGCCUCCCAUAACUGUCCCUCCUUUUGGGUUUCUGUUUCUGCUUAUGUUUACAUUGGUCUAUGACAUUUUGUAUUACAACUUCCUCACUUAUGUCCCUUCAAAGUAAAGUUAGAACUUAAGAAUAAAAACAUUUGUAAAUCAAUAUUUUCUCACAAAUGUAUUUACUAUAGUAAUCAGGUACAUUUUUAUCAAUCAACACUUUGAAUACUUACAAUCCAUCAUCAUGACACACCCUUCAUGGCAAACCCUUCCUUGAUUUUGGGGAUACUGUUAUUUUGAAAUCCAAAACCCGUCUCGCGAGAACGUGGCUCGACUACGCACCAGCUAGCAAGCGGCGGGCUAGCCAGUUUUGUCUUGCCAAUCGAGGACGGCUGUAAUUUCUUAUGGCUACAAUGUCUGGAGGAUCUAACUUGGUGAUGGCGGGGACGAGUCAGUCCGGCACAGGAGCGAAUGCAAACCGAAAAAAAGAAGGGAUUAUAUCUGCUAGGUUCUGGGAAAGCCCGGACACUUUGAUCCAAUUGGACAACGUAAGACAGUGGAUCGGGAAGCAUUACAAAAAGUACGUGCUGGUGGAUGCUCCGUCCUGUCAGUCUCUGUCUGCAGUGACCUUACAACUUCUCCAGUUCCACGAGGAGACCUUUGGAAGGCAUGCUACAAGCCCUGCUCUAACAAAGCUGCCCGCACAAUGCUUUCUUGACCUCCGACCAGGGGGCGGGCUCUGUCACAUACUUGGUUGUGCCUACAAAUUUAAGGCUGAGCAGGGCUGGCGGCGCUUUGACCUGCAGAAUUCGUCACGGACAGAGCGCAACGUGGAGAUGUUCAGCACCAUGGAGAGGGCAUUGGUUCAGAACAACUGCCUAGCACGGCCUGUGGUUUACCUGGACACCGCGUUGGACCAGGAGCUGGCCAGCAGGCUGAGUAACGUCAUCAUCAAGCAUCAGGGCUCAGUAACCGAGGACCGAGCGCUUGCCAGUCAUCACCUUUACCCAUCAACACCAUCAUCAACAGACGAAGGUGAAUGGAUGCGUCCGAUCAUGAAGAGAGACACACAUAUCCUGGUGCACUGGGGAAUGAACCCUGAUAGCUAUGACAGCUGGCUGCCCCUGGGUGAGGUGGAGAAGGAGGUCGAAGAGCAGCCGCAGUCCGAGAAACCCUGGAGGGUCAGUACACGCUGGGUUUUGGACACAGACGUUUACAACGAGUGGAUGAACGAGGAGGACUACCAUGUGAACGAGAGACACGCCCCCAUCAUCUUCCGACAGAGGCUCCACCUCCGGGAGGAGCAGGAUCAGAAGUUAACCCCCCUCAAGAAGAGACGUCGCUCCCCCUCUCCUUCCUCCUCUGAAGGAAGGAAGAAAGGAAAGAAGGGACGGCGGCAUGGGCCGCAGGAGGAGGUGCCAGAGGAAGAUCUGACCAAAGACAUGGAGGACCCCACUCCUGUGCCCAACAUGGAGGAGGUGGUCCUGCCCAAGAACGUGAACUUCAAGAAAGACAGUGAGAACACGCCUGUGAAAGGAGGGACAAUGGCCGACCUGGAUGAGCUGGACGAUGACUUCCCUGGACGGGAGGACGAGGAUGGUCGAGCAGACGUGUCCCACCUUUCGGACGUUGAAGACAACAUCCCUGAGCAGACGCACCACAUCAUCAUCCCGAGCUACACCUCCUGGUUCAACUACAACAGUGUCCACCAGAUCGAGAAACGAGCUCUCCCAGAGUUCUUCAACGGCAAGAACAAGUCCAAGUCCCCUGAGAUCUACCUGGCCUACCGCAACUUCAUGACGGACACCUACCGCCUGAACCCCCAGGAGUACCUCAGCUCCACCUCCUGCAGACGCAGCCUCACCGGGGACGUCUGUGGCGUCAUGAGGGUCCACUCCCUGUUGGAACAGUGGGGCUUGAUCAACUACCAGGUGGACGCCGAGAGCAGACCCCUCCCCAUGGGGCCCCCGCCCACCCCCCACUUCAACGUGCUGUCGGACACGCCCUCCGGCCUGGCCCCGCUGCAGCACAAGCCCCUGCAGGUCUCAGCCUCCCAGCAUAUGCUCUUCUUCCCAGAGAGGAUCAGAGAUAAGCCCACCGACAGCCAGAACUUUGGCCUCCGCAACGACAUCUACGCCCGGAAGCACCCUAAGAGUAAAGGAGCGAGCGCAGGAAGGGAAUGGGCCGAGCAAGAGACCCUCUUGUUACUAGAGGCCCUGGAGGUGUACCGGGACGACUGGAACAAGGUGUCGGAGCACGUGGGCUCCAGGACCCAGGACGAGUGCAUCCUGCACUUCCUGCGGCUGCCCAUCGAGGACCCCUACCUGGAGGACUCCUCCGCCUCGCUGGGGCCCCUGGCCUUCCAGCCUGUGCCCUUCAACCAAUCGGAGAACCCCGUCAUGAGCACGGUGGCCUUCCUGGCGUCCGUGGUGGACCCCCGCGUGGCGUCGGCUGCAGCCCGGGCCGCUCUAGAGGAGUUCUCCAGAGUGCAGGAAGAGUCUGUGGAGAAAGCCGCCAUCCAGCUCGACAAGACAGAACCUCUGGACGGUGAGAAGAAGGAUAUCCGCCCCAGCGCCCUUCAGGCACCAGGCGGACUGGACGGGCUGAAGGGCGAGCCCAGCGGGGGGCCCGCCGAGGACAGCCGGGUGAAGACCGAGAAUGCCAACAGCAUACUCCCGGAGGAGAGAGAUGACAGGGGGGAUGAUGAAGACAGGGGUGGGGAGGGCCUCCAGCAGAGUGGAGGGAUGGAGCUGGAGCUGGUGGAGAGCAGCGUUGCCACGGCAGCAGCGGCCGCCCUAUCGUCGGCAGCCACCAAGGCCAAGCACCUGGCGGCGGUGGAGGAGCGUAAGAUCAAGUCCCUGGUGGCGCUGCUGGUGGAGACGCAGAUGAAGAAGCUGGAGAUCAAGCUGAGGCACUUUGAGGAGCUGGAGACCAUCAUGGACCGCGAGAAGGAGGCGUUGGAGCAGCAGCGGCAGCAGCUGCUGUCGGAGAGGCAGACGUUCCACGCCGAGCAGCUGAAGCACGCAGAGCUGAGGGUCCGCCAGCAGAGGGAGACACCGGCGCAGCCCGGGUUCACCAUGCAGCACUCGGGCUUGUCUGUGCCCGGUAGGAUGAUGCCAGGCGGGGGGAACAGCCAACCAACAGGUCCCCGGCAGCCAGGGGCCCCCAACGGCAUGUAGGGGUCUCCUCUCCUGAGUCUUCAUAGGUUUUUAAACGGCGCCUUCGGCUUUUUAACCCCGACCUUCCACCUCCGCCACUUCUCCUGUGAACUGAACCGGGCAGACACAAGCGGCGUGUUCCACAUGUUGUUCCGCUGUUUUUGAUACAUCUGACCAUUUUGUCUGGUUUUGUGGUGAUUCUGAAGUUGUGUAUAUAGAUGUGGGUGUGUGAAGAUGUGUUGCCCAUUUAUUUGUAUUUUUUUGUCUCUGUACUGUUACAUAGCUGUCCAGACUGUUGAUAGAGAACGACAGAAUCUGGCCACACAUUUGGGAAAAUCUUCAAUUAGUAGAACGACGCAUUGCCUUAAGCGCUCACAAGGGGGCAGUGCACUCAACUUUACAGCCUGCCAUUGUGAGAAUAAGGACGCCACAGCAGGGGAUCAGAAACCCACACAUUUUCACUGGCAGAAUUUUUGGGUUUGUGUUUUGACUGAUAAGUGCUAAACAUUUCUGUGGAGAGGCAGGGCGGUGGAGGAGAACUAACAAUCAGCUCUGCUCAUUAAAAUUGUUUUAUAUGAAACCAAUUUCUCUUUGUGCCAAUGAUUAUCAUUUGAAGUGUGUGAGAAUGGGGUUUGGUUCGUUAGCCAAGUCGCCAACUAAAGAUGUAGGAGAACUCAAGGAA
Gadus chalcogrammus (walleye pollock) is the source of this 4617-nucleotide messenger RNA. It is a transcript of the gene smarcc1b, whose product is annotated as SWI/SNF related, matrix associated, actin dependent regulator of chromatin, subfamily c, member 1b. Lineage: Eukaryota; Metazoa; Chordata; Actinopteri; Gadiformes; Gadidae. Gene Ontology annotation, molecular function: nucleosomal DNA binding; histone binding. The transcript is spliced from 27 exons. Bases 1182 to 3956 code for a protein of 924 amino acids. Gene Ontology annotation, cellular component: npBAF complex; SWI/SNF complex; nBAF complex. The record is from RefSeq and is a predicted model, not a curated record. Gene Ontology annotation, biological process: positive regulation of DNA-templated transcription.